AUGAGUUCGAACGGUUCAAUGUAUCGGCCCCAAAACUGUCAUCAACCAUCUGAAUAUGAUUCGUCUACAGCAGCACAUUAUGGUCAACCUAAAACCGCUAAUACUUAUGGAGGUGAUGAUUAUUCUGUGCCAAAGCCCCAGUCAGCUCCAUUAAACAAUGGAUUUUUUUCAUCUCAAUCAGCAUUUUAUGGUUCAUCAAAUCCAGCACCAUCUGGGAUGGGUUUCGUAUCAAACAACGCAUUUCUUAAUGUUGGCUUUAAUGUUGUUGAACAAGGCAUGAGAGAUAUCACAGGCAAAACUGUUAAUAUGUUACCAAAUGAAAUGAAAAAGUCUCUAUCAUCAAUAAAAUAUUAUUUCGCUGUCGAUCAAACUUAUGUUUUCAAAAAACUUUGUCUGAUCUUAUUUCCAUUUCGACCACGCAAUUGGUCACUGGGGUACAGUGCUGACGAACCAGUACCACCACGAAUCGAUAGCAAUGCUCCAGACUAUUACAUACCAUUAAUGAGUGCAAUAACUUAUGUUCUUGUUGCUGGUCUUGUACUUGGCAUGAAAAAAAAAUUUACACCAGAACAAUUAGGCAUGCAUGCAACAUCAGCUCUUGUUUGGAAUGUAAUUGAAACAAGUAUUUUGUGUUUAACAUUUUAUAUCUUUAAUAUUCGAUCAAAAUUACGUACACUCGAUUUAAUUGCCUUUUGUGGUUAUAAAUAUGUUGGCAUGAUUGUUGCUUUAUUAUCAUAUUUCAUCACUGAUUCGUUAUUCGUCUAUCGCUGUGCGCUGCUUUAUGUUAGCAUAGCGUUAUCCUAUUUUCUUGUUAAGUCUCUUCGAUUACAAAUAUUACCGGAUGUAGGCGGAUCUCAAACAUAUAGUCCAAAUGGGAAUUCUCGUCGUAUUUAUUUACUACUUGCCAUUGUUCUUAUUCAACCAUUGUUUAUUUGGUACUUAACACGGCAUUUGAUUGUUGCUUGA
Molecule: messenger RNA, 966 nt
Organism: Rotaria socialis
Lineage: Eukaryota; Metazoa; Rotifera; Eurotatoria; Philodinida; Philodinidae
Source: the annotation of a GenBank genome assembly